This is a messenger RNA of Mangifera indica (mango), 579 nucleotides long. RefSeq names its product cytochrome c oxidase-assembly factor COX23, mitochondrial. Lineage: Eukaryota; Viridiplantae; Streptophyta; Magnoliopsida; Sapindales; Anacardiaceae. Bases 149 to 379 code for a protein of 76 amino acids. The record is from RefSeq and is a predicted model, not a curated record. The transcript is spliced from 3 exons.
GCGUAAGCCUAAAUGAAGAGGUAAUAUAAAUUGUGAUGCCUAAAUCAACAGGCAAACUCCGGAUCCAGGUUCCGGCCGUUAUAAGCCAAAGGUACAUACGAACGGAUCCAGUACCUAAAAAGUGGUAGGAACUCAAUCAAGCAAGAGCAUGUCGUCAAGAGAAGCAGCUGCAACCACUAAACCGCCGCCAUACCCUAGUGCCGCAAGAAUCUCAGAUUCUCCAUGCUAUCCUCAAUACACCGCCUCUCUCAAAUGUCUUGAAGAGUUUAGUUCAGACAAGAGCAAAUGUCAAGAAUAUUUUGAUGUUUACAAGGAAUGCAAGAAGAAGGAGAGGGAAGCUCGGUUGGAACGCAACAGGAACCGGUCCUUAUUCUCAUGAAUUCUCUCAUGGCCCAGAAGAAUAACAAUAAAUGUUUAAACUCAUCCAUCCGGUCAGGGCUGAUUUAUAGAGAUGAACUCACUGUUAGGAAUUUGGAAAUUAUAGCCCCCUUUUGUACUGCUAUGAGUUAAUAAUAUAUUUGUUUAAAUAUUCGUAUCGAAAUGACAAAUGAUUUGUCCUGUGCUGUUAUUGCUUGCAAA